ACCGAAAGAUUCUUUACAUAACAGCCCAGCUUUACAAAAAGUAUUCUCAUCAACCCAGCUUUACAAAAAAGUAUUCAUCAACCCAGCUCUACUAAUCCUAAUCCUAAACCAAAGCCCCAACUCGGAAACAAACAGGGCCUCCCUGGCUAUUGGGUGAGUUCAGCUGUAAUAACAACCACCACCACCAUGUCUUACAUACCUCCACACAAGCGCCACUCGAAGGAUACAGACAAGCCACCCCCAACACCAGAGUCUCUCACUCCUCAAUUUCACAAUAAUCUCAAUGUUAGGUCAUCUGGAUCUUCUCCCAAAGAUAGGAAGGCCAAACAUUCCAAACAUUCUUUCAAGGCUGGCAAAAUUAAAUAUGCAGAUGAUGCAAUAUGUAGAUGGUUUCCUGUUGGCUUCCCCCCAGACCAGCCUAUGUCAUUGAAAUCCUUUGAGCAGAAAUUGCCUCUCUCUUUGGUGCUGGACACUCAUCUAACCAAAGAGAACAAAGGAGAGGUUCUCAAAAGUCCAUGGGAAUCUAUAGCUGAAGAUGUACAGGAAGACCUCCUCUCUUCUUUCCAAAAUCUGAGGAAUGUAAUGGAGUGCCAAGAAGUAAAUUUAAAGCCAACUCUGGUUGCUAGAUUUGGCAAAAUUCUUUUUCAUGGGAGCCCUUCAGUUAGUCUAGAAACUGUAAAAGGGACUUCAGUUACUGAAACCACUUUGAGACUAUUGAAUAGAUCAUUCUAUACAAAUGUUCCUCCUACAUAUAUGAAGUACACUACAAAUGAAGUCGUGCCAAAGAUUGGACUCAAUUUUGAAGAGGAAAAGGAGUUAUACCAAGUAAAGCUGUCUGAUAGCAUGUGGCCAGAUUCAACUAUCUCUUGCAAAUGUAGAAUAUUGGAAGACUGUAAGAAGCUUGAACUUUACAAGAUUGCAUUAAACCUAGUGCGCCACCUGGUUGUAGACAUAUCCUGUCUCGAUAGGGAUCUGGACCUGAGGCUGAUGCUAUACACCAAGAGAAUUGUAACUGAUUUAACAGAUGAUGAGAAGUGCAACAUCAGGAGCCUGAUCAAUUCUGCAGUUCUAGAUCCAGAUGUGAAGGGUGGGUUAAGGUGGCCUCUGGGAAAGGAAUCUUCUGGAGAUCGGUACACUGUUGUUGGGAUUUGGCACACAAAUGCUAAAACAUUUAGAAGUUCAUCAAUGAGACUUAAGGUUCGGCAUGCAGAUCGAUUCGAUUUCAGGACCUCAGCUGGAGAAGUUACAGAAGAGGUCAGUCUGAAGAUGACUGGAAUUGCAUCACAGCUACGGGAGCAGAGCAGUCAAAUUGACAUGGUCACUGAAAUGCUCAAAGACAACAUAAAAUUGAUUUGGGACUGCUUCUUGUGCUUUGAUUGUUAGUUAAACAGAUCCCUCUUUGUGAGUGUGGGUCUUGAGCAGGUGCUUCGCGGCUAUGUGCAUCAAGCUUUGUAUGCUCUAGUCCUUGCCAAGAAAGAGCUUUGAUGUUUGAUACCAAUCUAUAUAUUUGGGUUGAGUGUUCAAGUUGUACUUUUGAAGUUUGAAGUUUGUACUCCUUUUUGUAAGACGAGCUUGGGUUGGUUAUGUACUAAAACGUAUUGAAGUUUUAUUUCAUUAGUUUGUGCACUUGUUCUGAAUGGAAGUGUGUGAGUGGAACAAGUUGAAUGAAUAUAUUAUUCUGCUUUUCAAACAGGUUAUACCCUAAACAGAAGUACUACCGGUUUUUUCAA
Messenger RNA from Camellia sinensis, 1730 nucleotides. RefSeq lists its product as uncharacterized. The record is from RefSeq and is a predicted model, not a curated record. Lineage: Eukaryota; Viridiplantae; Streptophyta; Magnoliopsida; Ericales; Theaceae.